UGUCAGGUAGGGGGGUGGAUGGGGGGCUUAAGCUGGCAGAUAAAGCCGAGCUAAUAGAGAUAACUUGAAUCUGUAAUUAAAGGUGUUUUUUAUUUAAGACCAGGAGUUGGCACUGCAUCUGUAGUUCUGCUGCUGGACUGAGAGCUUACUUCAGACUUGUUACUUCAACCUGCAAGUCCCCUUUAAGUAUCCAAGUGAUCUGGAAGUAUUUUGCUUAUGUGAUAUAAUUAUUUUAGCAUUAUUGUCUUCCUGACUGAGAGUUUGGACAUAAUUCCGUUUCUGUGUCAGAGAUUCAGGGUUUCUGGCUGAAAGGCGCAACGUGGCAGAAAUAUUCUGCACCUGAAUGAGUAAAGUUUCAGCAAAAGAGGAGAAGUGAACAGAAGGAAGGAGGCGGCGUCAUGACUCCUCGCGAGCAGCUGAGGAAGAUAACAGCACUGGGAGAGCAGGGUGCUCUCGAUGAGAAACACUGGUACAGACUGGUCAAUGGCAUGUCUGCUGGAGAGCUGCGGCAGAGGCAGGAGCUCAUGAUGAGGAACCAGAUGGCCAUGACUCCACAGAUCCUGACUCAAGGUCAACAGAGACUACAGGGUGUACCCACACAGUUUGAUCACCGCUUCAUGGAGAGGGAACUGGUGCCACCCGCUGAGAUGGUAUCAGCUGAUGGCAGACAAAUCCACAUGGGUUCCCAUCUUGGUCCACCGCUGCCUCCAAAUUCCAAUGUCAUUCCAGGCAGAGGAUUUCCAGGCACAGGUUAUGGCUUUCUUCCCACCGAGAGCAUGGAGACGGUUGCUAGAAGACAUGAGUUAAUUCACAAACAGAACAUAGCCAGAAUGGAGAUGAAUGCUAUCCUGCACCAGAAAGAGUUGGAGAACGCCCAACAAAAGGGUCUCAUUGGCAUAGAGAAUCCCAUGAUGUACCAGGGUAUCCAACCCAACCACAUGACCUUCAGGGGUCGUCAGCGUCUUCCAGAUGGACACGACAUCUUCGUCCACCGCACCGCCCUUGAAGACCUGCAUGCCAACAGUCUCCUCAUGUCCAGCCCCUACCCACCAAUCAGCACGCUGCAAAGAGAGCGAGGACGCAGGACAAACCGAAGGGCCACCAAUCAUAAGAGCUCAGACACCAACAUCACUCUUCCCAAAGGCCAAUCAGAAGAGAAGAACGUUGAACAAAGUCCAGGCGGUGCCUCAGGGGAAGACAAGGAUGUAGAAGGGAAAGUUGAAAUGUGCAGUGAGGUCAUCAUCAGCAAACCACACCAAACCAAAGUGGAAACUGAGCUGUCUUCCGGCAGCAGUAGAAAAAGC
Molecule: messenger RNA, 1304 nt
Organism: Triplophysa rosa
Lineage: Eukaryota; Metazoa; Chordata; Actinopteri; Cypriniformes; Nemacheilidae
Gene: samd7
Product: sterile alpha motif domain containing 7
Exons: 7
Source: RefSeq, a predicted model, not a curated record